UUCAAAGCGAGCGGUGCACGCGACGGACGGCGUUUUCUUGACAAACGAACAAGCGAGCUAUCUGUUCACGACGAGUCGAGCAAAAUAAAUAAAACCAGCGCGAUACACAAAAGGCGAAAAGCAACAAAACUGCUCUUAAGCAUAGAUUGACAUACUGUAUAAUAAAUAAUUGUGCUGAGAUAUUAUUACACGUUAAUCGGCUUUUGGCUUAUUAUACUAUCUAUGCAUGCAAAUUGAUAGUAAACAACAUAAUCGUAAUUCAUACAUAUUUAAUUAAAACAAUUGCGGUUUCAUUAAAUGCAAAUCCCUUUUUGCGAAUAGAACGCGCGAGUGCAGUACGAAAAUCAAUUGGAAAUUAAAUCAAAACACAUUGAGAAUCUAAAAUCCCGUUACAUCCGUUACAUGAACGGCGACGAGCAAUUCGGACAUUAACCGUUACGCUUACCGCGCUCCUAUAUUUCGUUGUGUUUGGGAGUGUGUGUGUGUGUGUGUUUUCGGUGAGCGUUGUGUCUGUGUGCGUGUUAUGACAGAGCGAGCGCGCGAGAACGAGACGGAAACGGAGUUGUUGGAGAAGGCAAAGUGGAGCGAUAAAAGCAAGAGCGAGAAGAGCUUUGACAAUAGGCAAAUAGGCAAAUCAUAUGCCGCCCACGUAAUGUGUGACGAAAUUUAAAUUCGCCAUCUAUGCAAAUACAAUUGCACAAAUCGCCUGUGCAUGUGUGCGAGCGUGUUAGUGUGUGUGUGUGUUCUUUGCGUUUGUGUGUAUAACGUAUAUACAUAAGUGAUAGAGAGAGAGAAGUGGGAUAUUCAUGUGGAUUACCAUAAACAUAAACAAAGGAUUAGAAAGAAACAACAGAAGUAGCAGCUACAGAAGCGGCAGCAGCAGCAGAAGAAGACGACAAGCAAAGGAAACCACAGAAACAUUUCUGGAAUUACAACAGUAAAAGAAGAAGAAGCAGUGGCAGCAGAAGCAAAGCUUUCGUUGAAAAAUAUCUCGGAGAUUGGAGCUAAGGAGUUUGAGAGAUACAGAGGGUCGUCCGCAUCCGACAGAUUCCAGCAGCAACAGCAACAGCAGCAGCAGCAGCUGUUUGCUUCCAUCGCUGUGUGUGUGACAAGCGCAACUAAUGAGCACAACGCAGCUACAACAGCAGCCAGCAAGCAGCAACAAAUCGGAAACAGGAAGCAGCAGCAACAGCAGCAACAGCAACGACGACGAACGAAAGUAAAACUGCGUGGCCAUUAUUAUCAUUACUAAAUAAUCGUAACUGUGAUAGCACCAAAGAAAGAAAAAGAAAAGCAAAGCAGCGCAAAGUUGAAAAUACUCACGAUACAUAUAUCAGAUACAUUUACCCGCAGCUACAGCUACAGAUAUAGAUACACGUUCAAGUUGCUGCCGUGCGUAAUUACGUUUCAGUGAUUUUCAAACUAAUAAAUGUCGUACGCGCAAUUGCCGGCAACGACAACAACAACAACAACUAUUUGCUAAAGCCAAGCAGCCAACAAAACUCCGCACAAAAUGGCGCACAAAAUGAGGCAGACAACAACAGUGGCAGCAACCACACUAAAGGCAACAACAGCCACAUCAGCAGCGACAGCAACACACACGAGAGCAACACAGAGCUGCAGAAGAGCAACACGAGUUGGCGGCACGCAUUCAAGUUCAAGGCGGUCAUCGUUAAUCACAUGUUUUAUAUCCUGCCACACGUUUAGCUCCACAUUGUUGUUGCUGCUCGCGCUUGUGCUCGUUGCCACAACGCCAGCAGCAGCAGCCAGCAAGCAGGCCACUCGCAGCAACAACACAUCAGCAGCAGCAGCGGCGGCAGCAGCACAACAAGCGACGCCCGUUUGGGAUCAUGCCAUCGAUUUGAAUGAGGAUUUUCGCAUACUAUGGCAAAUCAUUAAUCAGGAUAUAACAUUUGAAAUACAAGCACGUACAUUAGGUUAUGUCGGCUUCGGAUUCUCACCCGACGGUAAUCUUGCCGGCGCGGAUAUGGCCAUCGGUUGGGUGGACAAGGGUCAAACGUAUUUUCAGGAUCGACAUAUCACACGCAAUGGCGACACUGAGCCCCUUGUGGAUCCAUCGCAGGAUUAUAUGCUGAUGCUGGGCUAUGAGAAUGCCACGCACACGGUGCUGCGAUUCCGUCGCAAGUUGGACACAUGCGAUGCCAGCCAUGACAUCGCCAUAACGAACGACACGAUGCGCUUACUGUACAUGUAUCACGCACAGGAUCCACCGCAUGGCUCGGUGCGUCCCGGCACGUUGCCUGAUCCGGCGCGCGCCUUUCGACCAUAUCGACCCAUGGUGUUGAUGCAGCGUGCCCAGCUGCAGUUGCCAUCGCCGCAUGAUGAGCGCGUCCGUGUGCUCGAGCUGCGCAACGAGGAUGUCGAAUUGCCCGACGGCGAUACACCGCUCUUCUGGUGCAAAAUGUUCAAACUAGAGGAUAUCAAUCGCAAGCAUCAUCUUAUUCGGUACGAGCCGAUUUAUGAUUCAUCGUCCAGCGUACACUACUUGCAGCAUAUAACGCUCCACGAGUGCCAGGGCUCCCACUCGGAACUCGAGGAGCUGGCACGCGAACAGGGCAGACAGUGCAUGGGCGCCCGUUCCAUACCGCUGGCAUGCAAUGCCAUUGUUGCCUCCUGGUCGCGGGGCAGCGAGGGCUUUACGUAUCCCCAUGAAGCUGGCUACCCGAUUGAGUCGCGACAGGCCAAAUAUUAUUUAAUGGAGACCCAUUAUAACAAUUUGAAGCCGGACUUUGCCCAAUUGCAUGCCAGACAAAUGGCGGAUAAUUCUGGUUUGAAAAUCUACUUUACGCACGUGCUGCGACCAAAUGACGCUGGCAUAUUGUCAAUCGGCAUGGAUCCCAAUUGGCGCCACAUUAUACCGCCGGGACAGAAGCGCGUGAUAUCCGAGGGCCAAUGCAUUGAGGACUGCACCGGUUACGCCUUUCCAGCGCAGGGCAUCAACAUUUUUGCGGUCAUGAUGCGCACACAUCAAAUCGGCAAGGAGGUUAAAUUGCGUCAGAUACGACAAACCGAGGAGCUUCCGCCAAUUGCACACGACAGCAAUAUAGAUGUGGCCUAUCAGGACUUUCGACGUUUGCCACAGUCAGUGCAUUCCAUGCCCGGCGAUAGACUCAUCGCCGAAUGCAUUUAUGACAGUUCGUCACGAAAGGCAAUUACGCUGGGUGGCCUCACAAUGAAGGAAGAAAGCUGCACUGUGCUGACACUUUACUAUCCACGCCAAAAGAAACUGACAACGUGUCAUUCACUACCCAGCCUGCCCACAGUGUUGCAUUCUCUUGGUAUCGAACAACUUGCAACCGACUCAAAUCCCGUGCUGAUUUCAUCACCGCCCGAAUUGGCUGGCAUGACUCUGGAGGCACGUCUGAUAUCCUACGAUUGGGAAAAUCAAUUUGGCGAAUUUCAAGAGGCAACACGCAAAGGCAGCUUUAAGCCCAUCUGCUGGGGAGCCAAGAACCAUGUGGUGCCGGGCUCGGAGUUUCUCGAAGGCUACAGCAUAAAUGUAACCAAAACGUAUAAGAAACACAAACGCUGCAAGCCCAAGCGUCUCUAUGCGCCCAUCACGGAACGCACCUCGCCAUCGGCGGAUCUCAGCGAGUUGCCGGUGCUCCAUGAGCUGGACAACAACAACAUCAUCGAGGGUGCGGCGCGGAGUAGUCGCAGCUCGGCGACCGACGGCCAUGGUGGACUAAGUGGUGCCACCAAGAAUAAUUGUGGACAGCUCUCCAGUUGUCUGCUGUGGCUGGGCGCCUCCUCAUGGUGGCUGCUCCUAAUGCUCAGGACGUGAGGAGCGGGACCAGCACAGGGAAGCAGCGGCAGCAGCAGCAGCAACACAGGCACAAGCACCACCGUCUAACUACACUAUAUACAUACUACAUUACAUUACAUAUAUAAAAAAAAAACAGUAAAAAGGCAACUACAACUCUUUAACUAUAAAUGGCAGCUCUUAAUCCUACUACAAUACAAAAAACAGAAAAAAUAGACAAACAACAAAACAAAACUAUACAAAAAAAUGAAAGCAGUACAGAAAAUGUAAUGACAAAAAACACAAAAAAAAAGAAAACACUAUGAAAAUACUAUUAAUUAUUCAUAAUAAGCUAGAAGGAACCCCCAACAGACCCUCAGUCCUAUAUCCUGCUGUUUCUCCCUGUUUAUUUAUGCCAAGUUUCGCGCACAUUUUGUUGUUUUUGUUCUAGUAUUUAGUAAAUUAUUAAUGAUUUUUUUCUAACGUAUUUUAAGUAAGAAACAAGCAAACAUAACACACAAAAAAAAUAAAAAAAAUAAUCGCGUACCGCAUUUUAAAACCGAAAAGCAAUAAUUAGUUGUUGUUGUCGUUAUAUGAUAUACAAAACAAAACAAAAAACUAAGAGGAAAAAGCAAAAAAAAAAAGAAUGCAAAAAUAUAUAUAUACGAGUACAUAUUAAAUAGACAACUACGAGUAUAUAGUAUAUAUAAAAAACUAAAUACUAGUACAGUCAUUCCUUCUACAUAAUAGUUUUAUUAUAGUCUAUAGCAUAUACAUAUAAUAUAUAUUAUCUAUAUAUAGGGUUGGACUCAUGUAAAGCUUGAACGUCUGAUGAUUUUUGUUGGGCAUUGCAAGACACAAUCGUAAUUGAAGAAAUUCAGUAAAUCACUUGAGCAAAAUGAGCAAAGAGACGAGUUAGUUGAAGAACAGGAAGAUGGCAUAUAAAAACUAAACCACAUAAACAUAAACUUACAUAACAUACAUCAUAAAAUGCAUACACAUAGCAUAUAUAGAUCAUAAAGAAAACACCUAAAGCAUGAAAACAUACUCGAAUCCCAGUUAAGUUUAGUCACUUGUAGUGCGUGCAAACUAAAAGGAACUAAGUUCGGAGCGUAAAAAGAGGAAGAACUACAUAAAUUACAGCAUAUAAAAAAAUUAUAUACGUCCAUAUAUAAAAGAAAAGAAAACAAAAAGAGCAAACAAGCAACUAAGUAACACAUUUAUUUAGUUAAUGUUUGGAAAGACUUGCGACCUUUACUUUGUUUCUUUGAUUCGGAAAUGGCAAACUCCUACAAGACUACCCGACUCUCUAGCGAGUGUGAUUAUGAUGAUGAUGAUAAUGAUAUACGAUUGAUAAUUAUCGAUAGUUUUCAAUUGAGUUAAAGGCCAGAUAAGAACUUCGGCAAGAGAUUGCCAUCCUGUAUAGAUUUCCGUUAAAAAAUACUAUUAAUUAUGUUUGCUAGGGAUGGGCGGCUAAUAGAUAUAUCGAUAAAUGUAAACUAUAUUUUCUAGAGUUGUGACAGAUUUACUAUCGAAACUAUCGAAAAACACAGUUUAGUUAGUAUUUCAUUGCAAAUUGCCUACACCUAGCUCAAAACUGUAUAUUUUUGUUGAUUUAUCGCUAUAAAUACUCGCUUUAACUUCCUAUUAUUUACUACUAGGUUUAUAUAUGUUCAGUUACUAUUCAAAACUCGACUCGAUAUAAUGCUCUCUACACUCAAAGUGUUGCCUUUCUCUAUCUCAUUUCAUUCACUAUACUCUUAUGUAUUUAUAUCGUUAAACUAACUCUCUAUUACUAUUUCUGUCUCUUUUUACUAUUUAUCUUCAAACUAUGGAUCUGUAGCCAUAACUAAAUGUAUGCUAGGAAACUAAGGUGUAAAUACUUUCUACUUGAUAAGGCAAUCGAUAAGGCAAAACGACGACGAUGACGAUGCGUUAAUUGCAGGCGAAAUAAUUUCGCGUGUUAGAGAGGAGCUAAGCAUUAUACAGGGUGUGUGAUUAGGUAUUUGGAAUGGGCAUAGGUAUAAUAGGUAUAUAUAGAUCGUAUAUAUACAUAUAUAUAGUAUAGAGAGGGAGAGAUCACAACUACUAUAUAUAUGUUAGGUAUGUACACACAGAUAUGACUCCUAGCCAGACGAGAGAUUUGAGGGCCGUCAAGUUCUGCUCGAGAGUAGUAAAAAUAUACCAUAUAUACAUGCAUAAAUACGAUUACGAUAUACAUACAACAUACAACAUACAUAUAAAUAAAUAAAUAUAUACAUAUAUAUAUAUACAUACAUAACUAUUACUAUAAAGUCUAUAUAUACAAUACAAUACAUCUAUAAGUAGUUACGUGGUUCGUAGUUGUAAAUGUGAAUGUGAGUAUUUUAUACAAUGGCAAAACAAAAACUAAUAUUAAUAAAAAUACAAAUACAAAUAAAAGCAAACGUAAAUAAAGCAAAGCGUAAAUCGAUUAAAUGAAACCCCCUCAAAAAGCAAAAAAAAAAAAAACUAAAGUUACAAUUUUUAUACCAAAAUGGCAUCAGAUAAGAGCGAUUGCUGCAUGCGUAUAGAAUAUAUAAGAUAUAUAUAUAUAUAUCUAUACAAAAAUCAUAUAUAGUAUAUAUUUUUAGGAUAACUGCUGUUAACUGGCAUUAACUAUGGAUUAGUGACAAGUUGGCAAAUGCAAAGUUGAAACAAUCAAAAAAUUCCCCAUAUUUAACGUAACGUGCAAAAAAAAAAUAAUGAGAAAAAAUUUGCGCAAACUGUUAGAAAGUUUGCCACAAAUUAAAAACUAUUUGCGCAAACCAACACACACACACACACACACUCAUCCACGCACACACACAUACACAUAUACACAAAUAGUAUAUAGAUACAAAACACCUACAAAAAAAGAAGAACUUUAGCCCUGUUAGAAAUUAAACACAGAAAAAAUAAACGCAAAAGGAAAGUUUGUUGUGCAGAGAAGAGUGAAGAGAGCUCGAGGACUGCGCCUUGGGGGCGUGACUGUUAAAUAUGGGCCAACGUGUUUGAGGUUUAUACUGCUGACUUUAGUUUUUUUCUCUUGUUUUUGCAUCAGGCCACUUGACGAGCAACUUUUUAAUGGGCGUCGAGUAAGGCACUUUGUGUCGCCACCCACCUUUUGCCCUCCCCCGAUCCUUAUUCCCUUUCUAGCUGCAAUCCUGCCUCCACUUUCAAAGCUUUGACCCAGUAAAGGAAAACAGAGCGCCAAUGACGACAACAAUGAGUACGUCUAAUUAGGAAAAGCCAAAAAAAAAAGAAAAAAUGAUGGAAAUAAUAAAAAUGAAAGCGGGAAAGCGAGCAACAAGCAAAGGUUUUCAUAGUUUGGCCUAUACUCUUUAUAUUUUCGUUUUCCCUUUCAUUCUUCUGUUUUUUUUUUUUGGGAGGCCUUGUCAUAGCAACCUGCCAUUUUUUUUUGCGUUUGUUGCUGUUGUUGCUGGUUUUUUGUCUGGCAUUUUAAUUAAACUUCUGGCCAACAAGAAAGAAAAGAAAUCGAAUACAAUAUGGAUCGAACAUAAUUAAAGUCACUCAAAAAAGCGGCAACUCUUCAGCAUUUUCGAUUAAAUAUUUGAUUUUUUCCCCACAUACACAGACUCACGAGCAAGUAACAAUGGAGAACAACAACAAGAAGAACAACAUUCUGCACAACAACUGAAAACAUCUACACUAUACAAGAACGAAAAACAAAAGAUAUAAAGUAAAAGUAUUAUACUAUAUAAUUUAAUUAAAUGCAAACAAAAACGGUUUUGGAAAAUGUACUUGCGAUAGCUACGACAAAAAGUCAGAAAAUAGUUUAAAAAACUACAUAAACAUAAAAAACGAAACAAAAAAAAAUACAAGCGAAACUAACAUACCAACAACAACAAAAUGACGAUGAAGAACAAAAAAAGUAUAAACUCAAGCUAAACAAAAAGUAAAAGGAAACUAUAUACUACAUUUAAAAUGCAACAAGCAACACACACAUACACCCACACGAACACACAUUCUAGCAAACAUUUAGCGAACAUUUUAGCGUUUGUGCUAUGGGAAUGAAAAGAAGAUUUACUGGCGGAUUUGUAGAGAAUGCGAUGCUAAACAAAAAUAGUGAAAAGACAGGGCAAGCAGUCAAGAAGUAGAGAGUGUGAGUGAAAAAUGCCAGAAGUUUUCAAUGAAGUUAUGCUAAGCGAGCGGCUUUUCUGAAGCCUUUCAGCAACAGCUACUCGACUUUCAGAGGCAACACAACUGCUUCUACUAAACAGAGGUGUAAAAUGCUGAAGAAAAGCUACGAGAAACAAUUGUGUUGGAGAUGCUGAAUUGUUUAGGCUAUUUAUUUAAAUAUAUUAACAUUAAAUAUGUUUAAAAUUUAUCUUAAAUUGUUUAGUGUAUUUUCUCACUUUUCUUUAAUUUCGCUGUACCUUAAAUCCAUUCAAAAGUAUAUAAGUCUUUACUUCACUCUCUUAGAAGCCACAUCAAUCUAUCAAUUAGAUCACUCUAAAUAUUAAACAAAAAUAAAUUUGUUAACUCUAAUAACCAAAAAUUUCUUGAUGACCAUUAGAAGCAAUAUUAAAUGGUGGAGAAAAACUACGCAAAACAACUGAAUUGGUUAGUGCUGUAUCUAUUUACAUUUACUCAAUUUAAAUAUGUUUUAAAUAUAUCUACAAAAAUUAUAAGAGAAUUUUCUAGCUCCUUUUUCAAUCUUUUAGAAGCACAUCAAUCUAUCAAUUAGAUCUCUGUAAUUAUCACAAAAGAAAAAAGUAAUUCAGUUAGCUACAAUUGCCGAAAAGUUUCAAGCCAUUGGCUCAUCAAUUCAAUAUUUAUAUUCAUUUGGAUCAAUUAAAAGUUUUGCUUCAAUUAUAAAUUUCUUCUUUCAUUGCAAAAUAGCAAAAAGUUGUUAUACGCUUUAAAGAGCAACAAAAUCUUAAGCCAUUUUAUAUUACUUGUUUCAGUUUUCAUUGUCUUUUGAUUAAACACAUAAUAAAAUGGCAUUGCCUUUGUAAUUUAUUCCCAUUCUUUUAACUGUGGCACUUGUACCCUGCUUAGUAUCAGCAUGUUGCCUUUUAGUGCUUUUUCUUCUCUAGCAUUUCUUUGUCAGUUUGAACGCAUUGUUCUGAGCCAACUAAUAAGGUACUUUUUUACGCAAGAAAAGGAAAAAAACUGACCCAAUUAGCUCGCUUACUGCAACUUCAAAAUGGCGCUGGAAGCUUCUUAAUAUCCUUAUACUGCCGCAAUGCCAACAAGAAGUCUUUUGUCUAUAGCUCAAAGCUACUCUUAAAACAAGCAUCUCUACUUGUACUUGUCUUACGACCAGGUAAAGUCUAUCAAAGUAGCACAAAAGGCAAACACACACACACACACACAGAAACAGACAAACCAAACACAGACACAGAACAUAAGAACGUAGCAUGUUAGUAGGAUACUAAGUCAUUAAGGUCCCUUUAUUGAAAAUUUCCAUCUUAUUUUUUGAAAGAAGAAACUAUAAAGCACAACCUAAAAUGAAUAAAAAGUAAAAAGUAUAAAAAAAAUCACAGAACCUACCUAAAAGAAAGAGAGAACGGAAAACCUAAACUAUUUUUAGUGUGUACCUUAAUUUUUUCAAAAAGAAGAAACGUAACGAAACCCUGAGAAAAGCGCAACAAAAAAAAAUAGGAAACUCCCAAAUAUGAAAUAAAAAAAGCAAAAGCCUAUAAAGAACUAAACAUACAUAUAUAUGGAAUGAAACAUAACAUAAACGUAAAAGUAAAAGCAAUAAAAAGCAAAUGCAUAGCUAUCAAAAUAAAAACGAGAGCAUAAUGAAAUAGGUUAAAGAAUAAAAACAAUAUAGUACUAUAGCAAAUAGUUUUGCGAUUGAGUGAAAAGUGUAGCAUACUUUUUUGGUUGGGUUGAGCCUAUUGGCUCACGGUGCGUAUGCGGAAUGUGACAAAAUGAAUGGCAUAUGAUAAAAGCAAAUACAAAAAAAUAAGAAAUAUAAAAAAAAAACUAUUUUAAUGUAGAGCAGUUGCAAAUAUUUAAAUGUGUCGUUAGUAGAAGAUGAAAAAAACAAAAAGAAAAAACAAAAAAGUGAAUGAAACCAAAAUAGUAGUAGCAUUGUCGUUAGCCAUAGUAGCAAAAGGAAAAUAAAUAGGUGGAUUAACUGGCGAGCAGAGGAGAAAAGAAGAGAAGAACAUACAUACCCCAACACAUCAAUCAAUCAAACAAAUAAGCAAAAGCAAAACUACAUACAUACAUACAUCAUAGCAUUAAAAAAUGAAGCAUCAAUGUUUGUGUAUAACUCCUGCAUGAAAUGUAAUACAAAAUACAUACAGCAUACUCAUACAUAGGUAUAGCAUACAUAUAUAUACAAUAUAUAUAUAUAUAUAUAAAUAAAUAUAGAGAUGUGAACAUGUCCCCCAGAAGCAAAAUAAAUCCACAGCCCAUAAACUAAUGCCGAAUCAAAGCAGACCGAAAAGAAAAAAACCAACCCAAAAAAAAUAAGAAAAAAAACAUGAAAUAUUAAGCAAACUAGAUGACAGCCACAUUAAAGUAACUAAAAAGUAAAAAGCGUAAACUAAAGUAAAGCAUAAUAGAUAAUACCGUUUAAGGCAUUCGAUCAUAAGCUACCCACAUACACACAAGAUAGACAUAGCAAGUGGUAUCGAAAUGCCAAGCUGGCUAAAGCAAACCCACAACUGACACCUCCAAAACGUUAACCUAACCGCUGCCGAAAACUUCACCGAGUUUAACCGCAGUUUAAAAUGAAUGCUAUAACCUCACUUUUAACAUAAUCAUUCCUGAUGCAGGCAGACCUCAACUUGAGCCAAGUUUAAACCCAAGAAUUCCUAAACUUCCUUCCCUUCAACCUCAAACUGUCAAAGCAAGCAAGUGUUUAAGCAUUUAGCCAGUUUCAAGCAUUUCGGACCAUUAAGACAUCAUCAACUUAAUAACAUGACAGGCAUUUUUUGAUACCAAACGAAAAGUGAAAGAAAGCAUUGUUUGAUUGUGAGCUAAGUUCCGACACUCGACACUUGAAACAAGUUUAAGUUACGACUAAAUCAUUUUGUAAUAUACUAUAUAAAACCGCAAAGCUAAGCAAAACUAUUCUUACGACUCGACUACAACUACAACUGUAACUGCACUCUAUAUGAACGAUAUAUGAAAGCCAUGACAUGCAUAUGUACUUAAUUGUAAAUCUUGUUUGUUCAAUCUACUGUACAACCAAACCAAACAAUUUGUAGUUAAGUUCAAUUGAAAUGCAACCCAAAACAUCUCCUACUACUGCCCCCUCAAAGUAUGCAAUACUUUUUGUCAUACAACUCUCACAAAAACACGCCCACAAACACACAUACACACACUGAAUAUGCAUACAAAUCAGCUAGGUGCAUGGCACUUCUUUAUAGUGUGUGUUUAGCAGCAGCAGCAGCAUUUACGAUUAAAUGCAUUGCGUAUUUAUUUAUGCAAAUUUAGUUAAAUGCAAAUUAAUUACAUAACUGCUAACUGCCAAUGAAAAUCUGAAAAGCGUUGCCAACAAACGCCGCAAAAUGAAAAUGUUUACAGACAACAAUAAGAAAGGCAGCAACAGGAACAAUAACAACAACCACUCCGGCUACUUUUCCAGGCAGCGAACAAACAAAUAAACAUAUACAACAACAACAAAAACCGGGGGCAAAGCCUCCAAGCAAAAAUUAUUUUUGCAUCAUUAAUUUACAUUUAUAUUCAAUUAAAGCGCAAACACAUGGCGCAUUAAACAAAAAGCAAAAAAAGCAAAACCAAAAACAACAUAAAAAUUGAAAGAAUGGAGGGCGCGUGCCAAGUGGGCGCUACACUGCGCGUGUGGGCGUGUCCUGGCACACAAACAAUGCCAAAAGUUGUAAGCAAACAAUAUGAGAAAAAAAACGACGAAAAAAAAACAAAAGUUCAGUGCCAACAAAAAUGAGGGAGAAACAACCGAAGUGAACAGCAAAGAAAUUGACCUAUUUUUUAUGCGUAUAGAUAGAAUGUAAUACCAUAAGGCAGAUUAACAGAUUUACAACUUUAAAGAUAUGUAAAUGAAAACGCACACAAGAAGAAAAAAAAUAAUGUACAAAAAGUUCUCUGACUUUUGGCAAGUUUUGCAAUGCAUAAAUUUCUUAAUUCCUUAAUAAAUCUAUCAACAAUUUUUUGAUGUUUCCUAAAAUGCAACAAGCUUCAAAAAAUUUCCGUGUGCAGUUCAUUUUGCUACCACUGAGAGCCACUUGACGUAGAGCUCACAUAAUGAAAUCCAUUUAAAACAUAAUUAAUCACAUGAUACACUCCAUUGGGAUGGAGGAGGAAGAACUCACAUACACUCAGAUUUUGAACGAGCAUUCAGUUUGGGGAAUUUUCAUUUGAAAGAAGUUUCCGGUGUGUGAAAGUUUGCAAAAUUAUGCAGUGGCAAGUUUUAAAACAAUUUAUAUUAAUUAACUAUUUAAAAUGCGCUUUCACAUUUGGCCUCAUGGCCACUUAAACAAAGUCAACACGUUUAAACAAUAUGCAUAACUAUGCUCGACCUGAUGAUGAUGAGGAGAGUUUGUCAACUUUUCGGCGGGGCUAUUUAAACAAUUUUCACAGAGUGCAUAAAAUAUAUAGUAGUAUUCGUAUACAUAUGUAGAACUCAUACGUGAAAUUGUUUUAUUUGCUUGUUUGUUUGUCUGUUUGUGCGUUUUAUUGUUUGUUCAUUUUAAUGCGGCUCUUGUUGUUGCUGCGGUUGUUUUGCUGCCAGCCGCUGUUUAAAAUCAGUUUAAGUUUUGUGCAGUUGUCAGUUAUGGAAAAUUACUUUACAAGUGAUGCAUUUAUAAUAAUUUGCAUAUUAAAUUAUUUUCAAUGGCAGUCCAAUGAUUUUUACAACAACAAAUACAACACACAAACACCAACACACGAACACUCACACACCACAAUAAAUGCAACAACAACAUGAAAGUAUAUAUAUAAAUUACAAAAGCAAAAAAAAAAUCCCUCAAACAAAAUGUGAAAAAAGAAGAAAGCAAAAAAAAAACCC
Drosophila sulfurigaster albostrigata is the source of this 12734-nucleotide messenger RNA. It is a transcript of the gene olf413, whose product is annotated as MOXD1 homolog 2. The transcript has 11 exons. The record is from RefSeq and is a predicted model, not a curated record. NCBI's taxonomy places the organism in Eukaryota, Metazoa, Arthropoda, Insecta, Diptera, Drosophilidae. Gene Ontology annotation, molecular function: dopamine beta-monooxygenase activity; copper ion binding. The coding region runs from base 1514 to 3805 and encodes 763 amino acids. Gene Ontology annotation, biological process: norepinephrine biosynthetic process; dopamine catabolic process; octopamine biosynthetic process. Gene Ontology annotation, cellular component: secretory granule membrane.